Molecule: messenger RNA, 1203 nt
Organism: Saxophila tyrrhenica
Lineage: Eukaryota; Fungi; Ascomycota; Dothideomycetes; Mycosphaerellales; Extremaceae
Exons: 2
Coding region: 1-1203 (400 amino acids)
Source: RefSeq, a predicted model, not a curated record
AUGGCUGUCGCCUCGCAAGCACAACAUCUAUCUAAGCAAUGCUUCUCAGACGUCUGCUAUCAGCUCAACAUCCCUCAGCAGACGGCCAAAUCAGGAUCGGGCGACAUCUUCUUCCAGAUCUCCGGCCCGACCAGCUACUCAUGGAUCGGUCUGGGUCAGGGCUCACAGAUGGCUGGCUCGAACAUCUUCGUCGUCUACACCGAUGGAAAGGACAAUGUCACUCUGUCCCCUCGUCGCGGUACCGGCCACGUUGAGCCAGAGCACGAUAGAAGUGCGAACGUCACUCUUCUCGAAGGCUCCGGCAUCAGCAACGGCCGCAUGGUCGCCAACGUCCUCUGCACCAACUGCGUGAAGUGGCAGGGCGGUAGCACCGACUUCUCCGGCAAUAGCGGAGACUGGAUCUAUGCUUCUCGUCCUGGAGAUGCGCUGGACUCUACGUCGGUGAGCGAAGAGCUCGAACAGCAUGAGGCUAACGGCUCCUUCACGUGGGACUAUGUGAAGGCGCAAGGUGGCAGCAGCGGUAACCCUUUUAUCGCAGCACCGCAGGGAUCACCCAGCCACACGGGCAUGUCUUCUACUCCCACAGUGUCCUCAGGCACUGGGAACAGCGGCGCAGAAAGCAACACAGUCGAAGCAUCAUCAGACUCGGCCUCAUCCUCUGACAUGACCGCCACCGCACACGGCUCCCUAGCAGCAGUAACCUUCUUAGUGCUCUUUCCCGUGGGCGCCGCUCUGGUCCGCAUUCCUGGUAUCGGUGUCUGGAUCCACGCUGGCUUCCAGAUCUUCUCCUACUGCUGCUUCAUCGCCGCCGCUGGGAUGGGCAUCUGGCUCGCCAUGACCGAGAAUCUGCUUGACCACGUUCACUCGAUCAUCGGGAUGGUUCUGCUGGGGGUACUGUUCAUCCAGCCACUCGGCGGUGUGCUGCAUCAUCGUGCGUACGAGGUCAAGCAGAGUCGAACUAUCGUGUCAUACAUUCACAUCUGGCUUGGGAGACUGGCGAUUCUGCUGGGUAUGAUCAAUGGUGGCUUGGGAAUUCAGCUCCGUGGAGAUGUGAAGCAUGGGUAUAUCAUAGCUUACAGCGUUGUCGCUGGGGUCAUGGGCGUGCUUUUCUUGGCUGUCAUCGCAUUCGGAGAAGUGCAAGCGUCUCGGCGGCCUAAGACGGAUGUUCGAGGGGAUGUGAAGCAGGAUAAGAGCCCUUUGUAG